This is a messenger RNA of Phytophthora infestans T30-4, 378 nucleotides long. RefSeq lists its product as uncharacterized. NCBI's taxonomy places the organism in Eukaryota, Oomycota, Peronosporomycetes, Peronosporales, Peronosporaceae. Bases 1 to 378 code for a protein of 125 amino acids. The transcript is spliced from 2 exons. The record is from RefSeq and is a predicted model, not a curated record.
AUGCGCGAGUUGCUGCAGCAAAACGAGAAGAUAGUGUUGGCGCUACGAGACAUGAGUUUGAGCCCAGACGUCCUCGAAUCUCAAUUGGGUGACCACGAGCUGCGAGGGUUUUAUCAGAAGCUAAUUGACUUCUUACAGUCAAAGAAAAAAGACACAGGUGAUAGUGCGAGCUCUCCUAGCCACACGACAAAUGAUCAGCUCAGCGAUCUCUGGAUGAGCAAGUACUCGCUGCUGCUUCACUUGAAAAUGGCGCGUUGUGGAUGCGACUUGUGGAUGAAGCAAGAUGGCUCUGCUGGAGCCAGUGACGAAGAUGCCGAGAUGCUGAUAUUACUUUCGAGCGUUCACUUUGGGCCGUCACUGAUGAUCGCCAUGAACUAA